AUGGCAAAAAGAGUUUGUGUUGAUGGAGAAGACAUAAUAUCAGAAUUGCCUGUGCAUAUUAUUCAUCAAAUCUUAUGCCGCACUGACCUCGGCGUUGAAGAGGCGGCGAGAAGUUGUAUCUUGUCCAAGACAUGGUACGAUUGCUGGACUUCAAGACCUAAUUUGAUAUUCUAUCAAUUUGAUAUGACCCUUGAAAACUAUGUCAAGUUGGUUGAUCAAUCUCUGCGAUUCCACGUCGAACAAAACUUACAUCUUGAACAAUUCAUCCUUAGAUAUCGUGAUCCAGAAGUGGAUUCUCACGUGGAUACUUGGAUUGAAUUGGCGGUUAAACUCAAUGUCACAGAGCUGGGGAUUCACCGUUCCGGUUUAACAUCAUCAUAUAACUUACCUGAUGUUAUUUAUGAUGCUAAAAAGCUGACAACAUUGCAGUUAAGCAGGUGCAAUUUUGAAUUUGACGAAAGAUUUUCUUGUCUUGAGUCUCUUUCUUUGAAUCAUGUCCAUAUUUCAGAUGCCCAAUUACAAAGAGUUAUCGACAGAUGCCCAUCUAUCAGGACUCUAAGGUUACAGUGUUGUCAGGGUAUAAGCAAAUGUCAUAUUUUUGGCUUAGUACAUCUCAAGUAUUUCGAUGCUAGUUAUUGCAAACUCCAUAGUGUGAUAGUCCAAGCUCCAUAUCUUCAAUGCUUUAGAUAUACAGAACCUACUGAACAGGGUAAUCUUCAUCCUUGCCAAAUUGCUAUUUUGGAUGGUUACAAUACUUUACAAACACUCGAGCUCACUGGUGCCACCAUCACAGACCAACAGUUUCGAGAUGUAUCUUAUAAGUUCCCAAAUAUUUCAGAAUUGAAUCUAAGAUCAUGCUAUAACCUGAAAAAUAUAGAGAUUCAGAGUGAAAAACUCAAGAAAUUCACCUUAUUAGAGUUGAAGAGUCUGGAAAAACUCACGAUUCAAGCUCCAAAUUUAUUGGAAUUUGAUUUUCAUGGUAGUAAAAUGUAG
This is a messenger RNA of Solanum verrucosum, 993 nucleotides long. Its product is annotated as putative F-box/LRR-repeat protein At5g02700. The record is from RefSeq and is a predicted model, not a curated record. The transcript has 3 exons. Gene Ontology annotation, molecular function: protein binding. The coding region runs from base 1 to 993 and encodes 330 amino acids. NCBI's taxonomy places the organism in Eukaryota, Viridiplantae, Streptophyta, Magnoliopsida, Solanales, Solanaceae.